AUGACGGAAUUGCUGCAUAGUCCUGAUGGUAAUAUUUUGGGCGUAGAACGACCCGAAAACUACGGGACAUCAGCAAAUGUCUCGUCUAGCGCUCAAAUGUCGUCUCCGAAUGAAGAACUAGACGAAAACAACAGUAAUGUUCGACGUCAUAGGCGUCAAGAUCAACAACAAAAUCGAACGGACAAUGAUGAUGAGGAAAUAUUUAAAUAUGGCGCUAGUCAUGUUGUUAAAUUAUUUGUCCCUGUUUCAUUGUGUAUGUUUAUUGUUAUUGUGACAAUAAAAACAACAACCUCUUAUACGCCCGGCGGAGCACAAUGGGCAUACACACCGUUUACAGAAGAUAAACAAACAAAUACACAAAGAAUUUUAUUUUCAUUAGCAAAUGCAAUGAUAUUUAUGGCGUUUGUUAUUGCUGCUACAUUUAUUUUAAUUUUAUUAUAUAAAUUUCGUUGUUAUAAGAUUAUUCAUGGGUGGUUGAUACUUACUACGUUGAUGCUGUUGUUCUUCUUUCUAUAUUCAUACUUUAGUAGUAUAUCAGCAUCGUUAAAUAGACCAAUUGAUAUGAUAACAAUAUGUUUUUUAACGUGGAAUAUUGGCGUCAUGGGAAUGUAUUCAAUUCAUUGGAAAGGACCACUUCGUAUUCAACAAGCUUAUUUGAUUCUUAUGUCAGCGUUAUUGGCCCUUGUUUUCUAUAAAUUUUUACCAGAGUGGACCGGUUGGCUCAUACUUGGUGUUAUAUCUGUAUGGGAUCUUCUCGCUGUACUAUGUCCAAAAGGACCAUUGCGAAUUUUAGUAGAAACUGCUCAGGAGCGUGGAGAACCUAUUUUUCCUGCCUUAAUUUAUUCUUCUACGAUGGUGUACAUGGUAACUGCAGUUGAUCCUCCUAGGGAAGAAUUUGCAACUAUAAAUACGAAUUCAAUAGCAAAUACUUCAAAUAGCAAUGCGGAUGAAACUAAUGAAAAUGGAGGUUUUGUCAAUGCUGCUAUUAGACAACAACAACCACGACGACAACUUAUACCACGAGCAGAUGUACCGCAAGAAGAUGUUCGCCGAGAAGAACCUAGAUAUAUAGUUGAACCAGCAGCUACUCCACAUAUAGAAGACGAUGACGAUGAAGAAAAAGGUGUUAAAUUAGGUCUUGGUGAUUUUAUAUUUUAUUCGAUUUUGUUAGCAAAAGCAAGUGCGCUCGGAGAUUGGACCGUGACGAUGGCGUGUUAUGUAUCGUUAUUAAUUGGUCUAUGUUUGACAUUAUUACUAUUAGCAAUAUUUCGAAAAGCGUUACCAGCACUACCAAUUUCAAUAACGUUUGGUCUUAUAUUCUACUUUUCUACUGUUUAUAUUAUUGGACCGUUUUGUGCACAAUUAAGUUUAGUGCAAGUAUUUAUUUGA
Molecule: messenger RNA, 1389 nt
Organism: Didymodactylos carnosus
Lineage: Eukaryota; Metazoa; Rotifera; Eurotatoria; Philodinida; Philodinidae
Source: the annotation of a GenBank genome assembly